GCUACGGGGACUUUUUCCCGGUCCACCCUGCCGGUUACGCCGUGGGGGUCGCCUGUGCCAUCUCGGGGAUCCUUCUGUUCGCCAUGCCCAUCGCGAUCGUCUCAGCCAACUUCUCCAAUCACUACGACAACAUCACCUCACAGGCCCAGGGGGUGCGCAGGAAGAACCUGAUGAUCAAGCUGGGUCGCCUGGCCCCCCGGCGUGAACUCCAAAACAAGAACAACCGGGGUGAUCCUAACGCACACACGCAACACGAUCACAUCAACUGUUCGUACACCUCUUCUUCCCACUGUGACGGCAUCUACAACGCAUAUUAUCAUCCCACUUUGGCUCAUUACGAGGAAUUUUCCGCGGUCGGAAAAAACCAUUUACCAAACAGCAGAAAUGACC
Molecule: messenger RNA, 390 nt
Organism: Lymnaea stagnalis (great pond snail)
Lineage: Eukaryota; Metazoa; Mollusca; Gastropoda; Lymnaeidae
Source: the annotation of a GenBank genome assembly